Halichondria panicea is the source of this 4049-nucleotide messenger RNA. Its product is annotated as neurotrypsin-like. The record is from RefSeq and is a predicted model, not a curated record. The transcript has 7 exons. Gene Ontology annotation, cellular component: membrane. Bases 3155 to 3895 code for a protein of 246 amino acids. Lineage: Eukaryota; Metazoa; Porifera; Demospongiae; Suberitida; Halichondriidae.
AUCAACCACUCAGACAUGGCUGGAUGAGCUUCGUUGCUCAGGAACUGAGAGCAGACUCAUUGAUUGCCCUGCUAACACUAUCGGAGAUGAAAAUUGCGUUCAUUCACAAGAUGUGGCCUUGGUCUGUAUUGCAAAAUAGGGAAACUCAAAGAGUGGGUAAUGAUCGACGAAGCUAACUACUAAGUAGAGUAGCAACUCGGUGAACAAGUUUUGCUACGGACUCUUCUGAAAAGGCUGCAAUGGCAUUCCAAGUAAGCAAAACUAGGCAUGACUCGAGAACGAAGCUUUAUUUUGCAAAUCCAGGAAUACAAAUCCAAGAAUGACUAGAAGCCUAUAGAAACUCUUACUUGCACUUCAUUGAUCCUUAUUAAUUGAGCAGCUGUAACAGUCUACACAUACACACACACACACGCACGCAUGCGCACACACACACACACACACACACACACAUACACACACACACACUACCAUCUAUUUAUUUUGACUAAUGCCUGGUGCUAAUUCUAAGAACCAAAAUUAGAGGUUAAUAAUUGUUUUGUGCUUGCCACCUAGAAGAACCACAUAGACCCAUCCCCAUUAUCAGAUACUAGCUACCACCACAAAACCACCUGGCCGUAGCUGACAAUACAGAUAAGCCUCCCUGAAGGUCAGAUUUAGUUUACACAAGUACACAGCCAUGCAAGCAAAGUUGAAGUAUUACAGCAGCCAAUAUCAAGUCUAAGAUAAGUUCUAUACUUUAUGUCAGCAUUACCUCAAAUGUGAAUAUAGCUUACAAUCAGCAUGAAGCUUAAGUGAAUAGCUUAUUUAGUUCUGAAUGCAAUUGCAACAGAUGAAUGGGGAGGGUUGGUGCACCGUUAAAGACUCUUUAACCCAUCAUUCUCGGCUCUCAAGGCCGAGCAUCUGUUUGCUUUUUCUAUACCUGUAUGGUUUGUGCUGUCUACUCUUUUUUUGUUUGUUUCUGGUUUACUGUAGUUCCCUAAAUACAAAUCUUAUCGUAAAUACACUUAGCAUCAGAUGUCAAUAUGAUUUAAAAUUAAAUUAAGCGAGCAUCCCGUUUGAGCUAGUAAUAUGAGCAGUGGACACAAUUUCACCCAAAAGUUAUUAUUUAUUAUUUUCUUAUAAUUUUAUUUUGAAACCUCAAACACACACAAACACACUACCGUAUACCUCGCUUGCGCAUGCGCACCGAGGCAUAAUUAUAAAGGCUUUGUUCUCGAGUACAAACUGAAGUUGAGAACUAUAGUCAAAACAGUGUCUAACUAUUAUAGAAGGUUGCUAUCAGUCUACUUGGUAGUUAGUAUAGAGCGAUAGCUAUUGGUAGCUGCAAGAAGCUGCAAACUAUACAAACCAGUUAAUGCACCGUUUUGCUCUCGUGCUCUGUGGAUAUUAUUGGCCUCGUGGAAGUUCUCGAAGUAUCAUGUAGCACUCGGCUUUGCCUCGAGCUAUACAUGAGCUUCUCGAACUUCCCCGAGGCCAAUAAUAUCCAUAGAGUACUUGCAACGGUGCAUUAACUAGUAUAUUCGUAGACCCAUCCCCAUUAUCAGAUACUUUAUAAUUUACCGUAUAGCGGGUAUAUUUCGAGGGUAUAAAUUUCGCGGAUGGACCAUUACAAAGGAUUUCUGGGUUUUUUUUUUCGUGGUCUGCGUUCCAGCCUUUUGGCGCAUGCGCACAUCAACAUGCAGCUGUACCUCCACACCGUUAGCCUCGAAUCCAUAAUACUGAACACGCCUACUAUUCAUAAAUUUUCGUGAGUAUAAAUUUUCGCGGUACAGGCUCAAUCCACGAAAACCGCAAACAUUUAUAACCCUCGAAAUUUUUUAUUUUUUAUUUUUUAUAAUAUAAUAAUAAUACUUAUUGCAAGUGAGAAGACAAAAGACAAAAGACAAAACAAAAAAACAAACCAAGAAAAAACAACAAAAACAUGUAACAUAAUUUUAUAAAGUUCCUGGGUGAAAACACAUGUUUCAGACCGAUAGCACCCGGCCUUCUUGAGUUGCUAGGUCAAUAGUGCCAGUGUCUAAGGCCUUCCAUGGUGUGGUGGUGGUGAAUGACUUCCUAGAGCCUCUGAUGCACAUAAUCUCUGAUCUUAUGAGGGAGAAAUUUAGCCUACACCUCAUCCAAUUCAGAGUUGUGCUGUAUGUUUUGUCCUGUUUCUCUGCCAGCAUUGAAGCUAGUUUCUUGUAGACAAUAUCUGCAGCCGGACCCAUACCUCCAGCAGCAGAGAAAACCAAAGGCGUAAACGAUCCAUGUUCGACUUCUCUUACACGCUGUUCAUAAGCUCUCUUCUUUUCCAUCUCGUUUCUUCUGUAGCUCUGGGCCAUGGUGGAGCGGCGAUAGGUAGGUGCGUACGGGUUGAAGACCCUGACAUCAAAAAAUGCACUCUGUCUAUCGUUGCUCCAGAAGCUCUGGGUCACAACAUCAAGGCGAGCCCCAUCCUCGCGGUUGGUUGUCCUAAGUUGGAACUGCUCUUCCGUCACAGGCUGUAAGGUUGGUUCAAUACCCACAUCUGGACAUACUUCGCUCAUAAGAUUUGCUGUGAUGUUGCGUAUUUCAUUGUCUUAUUGUUGGAAAUCCUCCCCUAGAGCAGCUGAGUGCAUGCUCUACUGUGAAGUGAAGUCCACAGACACAGUAUGAGGGUAGGUUCUGAGGACGCCAGCCGUACCUGAGGCAAAGAGCAUCUCUGAAGGCUCCCUUGUGUAGCAUGAAACCAUGCUCUGCAAUAGGCAGCGCUGUUAUCCAGCUUGAGGUACCUUUCUCUGAGCAUAUUCCAACCAUUUUUUUCAAAUUGGUAGUUCUUCAUUUAGCUCACUUGCUGUCCUGGCUUCCAUCUGUCGGCGGAAUUUUUUGGCAUUGUUCCUCAGUCUGGCUUGCUCUUGCUUCAUUGUAGUUCGUAUAUAUCGGAUUGGUCAAGUAUCAGGCUGACUAGUGGUGCUGAGAUUGACAUGCUCAUCGUGAACUGACCAGGGCUUGUUUCACACGGGUUUGCUAUACCAAGUCCCCCAUGGCGGGCUGGGAGUGCCAUUAUCUGUCUUUCCUGACAAACCCGCUAUACGGUAUCAGCAUGUACGCGCAUGCGCACACUUUAUCUGUCAACAUGGUUUGUGGAGAUAGUUAAAAAUAUCCCCCGUGUACGAGGCAUUCAUUUGGUUUCAAAAUGGCAGGCUCUACAAGUUAUUUCUUUUUGAUUAUCUUGGGCUCCUGUCUUUCUGACACCCAAGGUUUUACUAAUGGAAACUUGAGGCUGGUAGGAAACUCAGGCCGAACAGGAGGUUCCUCUGGCAGACUGGAGUUCUACUACAAUGGAACAUGGGGGACAGUGUGUGACGACAGAUUCAGUAUAAAUGAUGCAAGAGUGGCUUGUCGUCAACUAGGGUUCUCAACCUACACUCAAUACGGAACAGUUGGAAGGCUAGGUUUCUCUCAAGCAUCAUCAAGCACUCGGACAUGGCUAGACAAUCUUCGUUGCUCAGGAACUGAGAGCAGACUCAUUAAUUGUCCUGCUAACACUAUCGGAGAUGAAAAUUGCAAUCAUUCACAAGAUAUUGCCUUGAUCUGCACUGCAAAUGGAAGCCUGAGGCUGGUAGGCAGCUUUCAUCGAACAGGAGGCCCCUCUGGCAGACUGGAGGUCUAUUUCGGUAGAGCAUAUGCAUGGGGGACAGUGUGUGACGACAGCUUCGGCUCAAGUGAUGCAAUGGUGGCUUGUCGUCAGCUGGGGUACACAGGCUACACUCGGUAUGGGCGAGUAGGAACAUUAGGUUUUUACCAAGCAUCAUCAUUCACUCGGACAUGGCUGGACGAGCUUCGUUGCUCAGGAACUGAGAGCAGACUCAUUAAUUGUCCUGCUAACCCUAUCGGAGUUGAAGAUUGCACCCACACACACAAGAUGUGGCCUUGAUCUGUACUACAAAUGGAGACCUGAGGCUGGUAGAAAACUCAGGCCGUUCCUCUGGCAGACUGGAGUUCUACUACAAUGGAACAUGGGGGACAGUGUGUGACAACAGCUUCGGCGCAAGUGAUGCAAGAGUGGCUUGUCGUCAGCUGGGAUACAC